Molecule: messenger RNA, 621 nt
Organism: Dacryopinax primogenitus
Lineage: Eukaryota; Fungi; Basidiomycota; Dacrymycetes; Dacrymycetales; Dacrymycetaceae
Exons: 1
Coding region: 44-502 (152 amino acids)
Source: RefSeq, a predicted model, not a curated record
AGUUAGGAGUCAAGUACUUUUCAGUAGGUCUACUACACGCGCAAUGACGGGCGCUUCAGGGAUCUGCCCCCGUACUCCGGUACUUUCAAAUCCUACCUCCCUCCUCCUUCAAAGGCCUAAAAAUCUCCCUCCUCCCCCUAAGCCUCACUCCAAGCAGCUCAUGCCUCACCCCCUUCCUCUCCGCUUCCCUCACAGCCUCCACCCCCGGGGAAGGGACAUGCCGUCCAUGACUCGUCCGUCCCUCAAAGGACACUCCCGUGAGUGCAGUGAACACCUGCGCACUGGAACCCUUCGCUCUCCCCAUCCGGUAGUACAUGUCCGCUUCCGCACCUGGCAUGAGGGAAGCGAGUGCGCUGCUCUCUUCCGCCCCUACUUCCUGGAGGGACUUCGUCGUCGCCCUACCUGGGAUACUCAACUCCGGGAGAGAAGCACGCGCUUUGGAGGAGAGGAAGAGGGAGGCGUUCGUCGUGUACUUCAUCGGGUUCACCGUGUGCUCAGGUAGGAGAGCAGCGUCGAUCGCUGCGCUGAGGUUGUAGGGUCUUGUAUAGAAGGCAGAACGGUGGUAGAGGGAAGUGAGGAGGCGGAGUUUGGGGAGAGGGAGGGUUGGGCGGGGGAGUUGGG